Messenger RNA from Plectropomus leopardus (leopard coralgrouper), 1377 nucleotides. RefSeq names its product D-aminoacyl-tRNA deacylase 2. Gene Ontology annotation, molecular function: D-tyrosyl-tRNA(Tyr) deacylase activity. Gene Ontology annotation, biological process: tRNA metabolic process. The record is from RefSeq and is a predicted model, not a curated record. Gene Ontology annotation, cellular component: cytoplasm. NCBI's taxonomy places the organism in Eukaryota, Metazoa, Chordata, Actinopteri, Perciformes, Serranidae.
CUUUUGGACAGUUUUGGUUGACGUUACUCCGGAAGUGUGUUGCAUGAGUUUUCUUCUUUCGCUUUGCCAUUCAUUGAGCACCUUUGCCAGUAUUGCUCUGUGGUUUGACACGGUUUUACUGGUUUCUUUUGUACCGCCGUUUAUAAAGAGCAUAGAAACCAAUAAAGUGGAUAAACGUAAAUGGCGGAGAAAGGCGCCGCUCCUGUGGCCCGCGCGGUGCUGCAGCAGUGUCUGCAGGCCAGACUGCAGGUGAAACCAGCAGAGGAAAACUCAGAGGCUGAAUUUGUCCAGAUCGACAGAGGGAUGGUGAUCUACAUCUGUUUCUUUAAAGGAGCCACAGACGACGUCCUGCCUAAAAUGGUGUCCACACUGUUGAACGUGCGUCUGUGUGAGUCCGACUCGGGGAAGAUGCUGUCGGUGUCGGAGCUCCCUGGCAGCGUUUUAAUCGUCCCUCAGGCCACGCUGGGCGGGAAAGCCAAAGGCAGGGCCAUGCAGUACCACAACAACAUCGGCAAAGAGGACGGGCUGCGGCUGUACGGCGCCUUCGUUUCUCUGUGCGAGAAGGAGCUGACGGCUGCUUCAGCUGAAGUGACGGUGAAACACGGGACGUACGGAAACAGACAAGUGCUGAAGCUCGACACCAACGGACCCUACACACACCUGAUGGAGUUCUGACAAAUGAAGCUUUGCAGUGUCAUCGUGGAGGUCGAAAUUGUCUCUAUAUAUACCACACAGUACCUAAAACUCAUUUUGAUAUGUUUUGUUUUUUUUUUACAUUUUUGUAUAUAAACAAAAUCACACUGGAAUAUGUCACGGUUUUGUUACAAUCUGCCACAAACAUGAAAAAGUACCAUACGAAAGAACAUAAACACUCACAUUUCUGAAGUUAAGGGGACUUAAAAUGCGUUCAGAAGUACACAAAAAGUUUGUGUAAAAACUUUGCAAUAGAAGAGCACUAUGCAAGAAAACAUGCUGAAUUCAUAGUGCCAUCUCUUAAAUUUAAUAAUAAAUAAUAGAAAUUUCUUUUUAAAAGGAGCCUUCCAAAACCCUCAAGGUUACCUCACAAAUAACCUAGUAAAAAUCUCUGAACAAAAACUAAUUCUGUAACAUAAUUUUAAAGACAAAAUUAUGUUAAUUAUAAAUAUAGUUAAAGGACAUUUUCCACCAGCUUUUAUUUUAAAUACAUUGUCUAAAUCAACAAAUUAAUUCCAAUUUGCUGUACAUUUCUUGCCAAGUUGCCAUCUUUUUACCCAUGUUCUACAGAUAGCAUAUAAAAUGUUUUCAAUCAGUCCAGCCUGAAAGAAAACUUAUAGUUACACAUGAAAAUAUCAGCAAUAGUAAUACAUUUCUUGCAGGGCCUAUUUUCAGCAUUAUUAG